AUGAUUGGUGGAGGUGUGACUGAAGAGUAUAUAAGCAGAAAAGAACCAAAUCCACCUCAAUUUGAAGAAUCAUUUCAAAGUGAACAGACGUAUUUACCAGACGAGAGAGAAAUCAUGCCUUCAUGUGAUGAUUGCGGUGUAGUCUUUGAAAGCGUCCCUGAAUUAGCUAGACACAUGAAUAGGGGGUGCCCAGAAAAUAAUGAUUUAAAAAGAAAAAGGGGGAAUGAAGAAAAAGACAUACCCUCGAAGAAGUCUCGUGUAAACGAAAUUGAUAUUGAAGAUGGGGAGGAUACGGCUUUUAUAAAAUUAGCCGGACUUGCUAGAGAGGCAAAUGAAGAUGUAUGGACAGAUAAACUUGAUAAAUACAUGGAUGGUAACAUGAGUGAAGAACAUGCCAGACAUGAAGUUAUUGACAACGAAACUAACAAUAGUUAUGAAAGCGAAGAUAGUAACGAUGAUGAUGAUGACGAGGAAGAGGAAGGAGAGGAGGAUGAAGAUGAGGAGGAUGUUGAUGAUGAAAGCUAA
Mytilus californianus (California mussel) is the source of this 525-nucleotide messenger RNA. Its product is annotated as 46 kDa FK506-binding nuclear protein-like. The coding region runs from base 1 to 525 and encodes 174 amino acids. The record is from RefSeq and is a predicted model, not a curated record. NCBI's taxonomy places the organism in Eukaryota, Metazoa, Mollusca, Bivalvia, Mytilida, Mytilidae. The transcript is spliced from 2 exons.